Porites evermanni is the source of this 15758-nucleotide messenger RNA. NCBI's taxonomy places the organism in Eukaryota, Metazoa, Cnidaria, Anthozoa, Scleractinia, Poritidae. The record is from the annotation of a GenBank genome assembly.
AUGAGAGAAGGAAAACAAAGAACAAUAUCUGCCCGUGAUUACGUUAGUGGUGAGUUAUUUAUCCUUCGUUCCUGUUACCCUGAGCUUUUCUUAGCAUCACCUCUGUUAAACAGAAUAACUUGUAAAGUGAAUGGUGAAAAAAUACUGUAUAAUUCUGAUCAUUUAACAAGAUGUAGACCAAAAUGAUUGUUUGCAUUUGUGAAUUCAUCUGCUUUUUCCCACUUAAAGUAGUGCGACUCUUGACUGAAUGCUUCCGCAAAAAGUUAAAACUUUGUUACCUUUGUGCUGCAGUUGUGAAUGAGUUAGUUAGAGAUGUACUAGCUGCUAUCAAUGAGCACUUUGCCGCCGCAUCUCAAGAUUUAACGGAUUCAGCAGAGGUUUUGAGCUUAACAAGAGAAAGAAACUUCAGUCAGUAUACAACGAACAUAACUAACAUAACCCAUCUUGCUGAAAACGCGUCUACCUACGCAAAGGAAACGUUGAAAAAGGUAUGAAUUGUAAAAGUUAGAAAGAAACUAUUGGAAUUUAGCAGAUUUGUUUCUCCAGGCAACUUUUAAGCCGUCUACAGGCACAUGCUUACCUAAGCACCUUCGGUUCCUUAACUACUAUAUUAUUGACUAAAUAUCAGUGUCCGAAUGGAGAUGGAAAUAUAGAAAUACCACAUUUUUCGAUAGUUUCAUCCUUUUCAUCGUUUCUAAGACCUUAGACUGAAGAUCCUGAACAGAUCCUUGUUGCUGACAUUUGUCCUUCAGGUCUUUUCUCAGUUAUUUCUUGCCCAUGAGCUUGGUGCCUCAGUCGAGAUAAGAGCCGCUAAUUUCACCGAGAUUCAAGCAGCUUGGAACCAAUCACAUACACAGUUCCUAAAUACAAUGGAACAAGUCUAUAACCACUCACACGAGAUCCAAGCAAUACUUAUGGAGACCAAGGUAUGGCGCCAUCUUGAAAACGGCCUUGUUUUUACUUCCUUUAAAAUGAAUACGUUUCUUUGUUGUUGUCAUUUUUCUAACCUUUCCCACGUCCUUUCUAUUGGCCUCAUCUAACUGUGAGUCAUAGAAGCAUUAUGAGAAAUAUUCUUUGAUUUUAUUCUUUAUGUUGUCUUUCUUAGAGACUCGUGGAUCAAGAAUUGCUGACUUUAAACAGAACUGAGUCUUCGUUGUUAAAAACAAACACCACAUUAAUUAACACAUGGAAUGUUCUUAAGGAGGGCACAUUACUACUUGAGGUAACUAAAGGACCCCCUCUUUGAUACUUCACAGUUGUGUGGGACUUUUAACGCAAGAUUUUCACCUGAAGAAAAAGAUUCUUAGUUUAUUGAUUCAAAAUGAGAGUCCAACUUCUUUUUACUGUGUUGAGAUCGGACCAUCUGUCGCCAAUCAGGGAAUAGUUACAAAAACUUGAUACUCAGACGGUGUGUCCAGGUUUGUCCAUCUCUCUCGCUGUACCCAUUUGUGUGCAUGAAGAGGAACAUGGCGACUACACUGACUUGAACCGUUAUGCAGAAAAUUAUACUUUGACAUUCAAGGCCACUGACAAUGUUCUUGAUGUUGAAAUUGUUUACCGACUCUCCCGAGUUGUUCUUUAAGGCCGCCAGAGAGGUAAAAAGAUCAUCAGGUAGAAGAGAAAAGAAACAAAGCAAAAACAGAGAUAAGAAUGCUUACGUCUGUUUUUUUUUUGUAGCAAUACCGCCGCACAAUACUGUUUGUAAGUGGAGAAUUGGAGAUUUCUAUGCUGAGAUACGAACUCGAAAAAACAAAGUUUGUUGUGCGGGUGAUGAGGGGACGUAAUCUGCCUGCCAGAGACUCUCCUGCCCACACCUCAGAUCCUUACGUUGUGAUAUCAACUAUUCCUGAUUGGAAUAACGAGGGAACUAUGAGGACUUCCCCAGUUUACGGUGCGGUUCACUGAUGUUUAAGUAAUAAUUUUAAUUAAACAUAUCAACAGCCCCAAAGCUAACAAAUAGACACACGACUCAUUAUAGGGCUUCGAUUCUGUUGAAUUUGAAAUAACUGUAAUCAAUCACUAUUCUCUUAUUAGACACUGCAGUUCUACUUGAGAAAGGUAACUAUUUUUUUGAAUUCAGCAGAGGUUUUGAGCUUAACAAGAGAAAGAAACUUCAGUCAGUAUACAACGAACAUAACUAACAUAACCCAUCUUGCUGAAAACGCGUCUACCUACGCAAAGGAAACGUUGAAAAAGGUAUGAAUUGUGAAAGUUAGAAAGAAAUUAUUGGAGUUUAGCAGAUUUGUUUCUCCAGGCAACUUUUAAGCCGUCUACAGACACAUGCUAACCGAAGCACCUUCGGUUCCUUAACUACCAUAUUAUUGACUAAAUAUCAAUGUCCGAAUGGAGAUGGAAAUAUAGAAAUACCACAUUUUUCGAUAGUUUUAUCCUUUUCAUCGUUUCUAAGAUCUUAGACUGAAGAUUCUGAACAGAUCCUUGUUGCUGACACUUGUCCUUCAGGUCUUUUCUCAGUUAUUUCUUGCCCAUGAGCUUGGUGCUUCAGUCGAGAUAAGAGCCGCUAAUUUCACCGAGAUUCAAGCGGCCUGGAACCAAUCACAUACACAGUUCCUGAAUACAAUGGAACAAGUCUAUAACCACUCACACGAGAUACAAACAAUACUUAUGGAGACCAAGGUAUGGUGCCAUCUUAAACAAAAACGGCCUUGUUUUUACUUUCUUUUAAAUGAAUACGUUUCUUUCUUGUUGUCAUUUUUCUAACCUUUCCCACGUACUCUUUAUUGGCCUCAUCUAACUGUGAGUCAUAAAAGCAUUAUGAGAAAUAUUCUUUGAUUUUAUUCUUUAUGUUGUAUUUGUUAGAGACUCGUGGAUGAAGAAUUGCUGACUUUAAACAGAACUGAGACUUCGUUGUUAAAAACAAACGCCACAUUAAUUAACACAUGGAAUGUUCUUAAGGAAGGCACAUUACUACUUGAGGUAACUAAAGGACCUUCUUUUUAAUACUUCACAGUUGUGACGGACUUUUAACGCAAGAUUUUUCACCUGAAGAAAAAGAUUCUUAGUUUAUUGAUUCAAAAUGAGAGUCCAACUUUUUUUUACUCGAUCGGACCAUCUGUCGCCAGUCAGGGAAUAGUUACAAAAACUUGAUACUCAGACACUGUGUCCAGGUUUGUCCAUCUCUCUCGCUGUACCUAUUUCUGUGCAUGAAGAGGAACAUGGCGACUACACUGACUUGAACCGGUAUGGAGAAAAUUAUACUUUGACAUUCAAGGCCACUGAAAAUGUUAUUGUUGUUGAAAUUGUUUACCGGCUCUCCCGAGUUGUCCUUCAAGGCCGCUAGAAAGGUAAAAAGAUUAUCAGGUAGAAGAGAAAAGAAAUAAAGCAACAACAGAGAUAAGAAUGCUUACGUCUGUUUUGUUUGUAGAAAUACCGCCGCACAAUACUGUUUGUAAGUGGAGAAUUGGAGAUUUCUAUGCUGAGAUACGAACUCGAAAGAACAAAGUUUGUUGUGCGGGUGAUGAAAGGACGUAAUCUGCCCGUCAGAGACUCUCCUGCCAAGACCUCAGAUCCUUACGUUGUGAUAUCAACUAUUCCUGAUUGGAAUAACGAGGGAACUAUGAGGACUUCCCCAGUUAAAGGUGCGGUUCACUGAUGUUUAGGUAAUAAUUUUAAUUAAACAUAUCAACAGCCCCAAAGCUAACAAAUAUACACACGACUCAUUAUAGGGCUUCGAUUCUGUUGAAUUUGAAAUAACUGUAAUCAAUCACUAUUCUCUUAUUAGACACUGCAGUUCUACUUGAGAAAGGUAACUAUUUUUUUGAAAAAUGAUUAGCGAUUGAGGGGGGGUCAUCAUUGAAAACUGGUUUUAAACAAGUUGGUUUAGAUCUGUAACGUCACUUCUCCCACCAGAGCAAUUCAUUCGGAACAAACAUUGUAUCUGCUAUAUCUACUUCCCUUAUUUUGCAGGAAACGUAAACCCGGUAUUCCCAUUUGAGCUAUUCAGCUUUACUAUUUCUAUGGAGCAAUUGAAUUACACGAAGGUGAGACUGGCCGUGUAUGAUCAUGACCCUGGUGACGAGGAUGAUUUCUUGGGUGUGGUGUUUAUUGAUUUGGCCACCGCUGGAGACUUCUUCAAUAGUGUGAUCACUAAAUGGUACCCGCUGCUACCUCAGGUAAAAUAUAAAAGAAAAUUUACAAAGUUACAACGAAAAGAAAUAAAACCGACAAUCACGGCAUUAGUAUAUAUUCCCAUAUGAAUGUUUUGUUUACUUUAUCUUAUAUCCUGGGCAAGUAUCUUAGCGUUCUCAGUUACAGUUUUUGGUGAAAAGUCUUGUUGCUUGAGAUGAUAUUCACAAGAGCUGCUGCUUUUUUAUAAACUCCUGACUCGAAGUGUAAUCGGCGCUUCGUUGGUUGAUAAUUCUGUGUCCACUUCUAUUUCAAGCGGCAACUUAAGCUUGACAGCGUCACUGCAGUAAUACACUGGUAAGCGUAACCUUUUGAGCGCUCAAAAAACCAAUCUUUUUCAGGACCUAUCUCAAAUCGAUAGCGGGAAUUUUGUAUCGUCGAGUGGACUUACAGAUGUGACAAACGUACUCGAAAAAGAAAUCAGGAAAAUGCAAAUGAAGUUGGGUCUUUCUGAUAUUAGUUUACAGCAAGCUCAAAAUCAAGCAUCGUACCUGGAAUCACUCGCUUAUCAAAUGGAACUGUGAGUACAUUACAAAAAGCAACUGAAUUCUUUUUGGUAUGUGGGGUGUAUACUUAGAAAUAACUGGUCCCAUUGGGCUGGCGUACCUUUCAACCAGCCUUAAUAGGCAAUACACUUCUUGUUUAAGAAGAUCUCUCCGCCAAAUCAUUUGCGGGUUAAAGUGCUAAGCUCUCCUAACAGGAUUGUAGCUUAGGAUAUUAGUGGCUGCAUUUUUCAAAAUUUGUUAUUCUUUUUCCUUUCUUGAUGGACUUUUCCUGUUAUUUAUUCAAAGGACAUUUAACAGCAGUCGUGCUCAGGGUUCUUUACCGUUACUGGCAAUCGACAGAUAUUCUGAAAUAGAAGAACUUGUCAACAGAUCGCUAGAUCUUGUUGAACUAGCCAACAUUACUAUUAGCAGCAUAACUAAAAAGGUAAAAGGAAACAAACCUCAAUAAAUAUAAUGAUAUAAUCAUAAUGAAUGAUUUUCCCUUAAAAUUGUUGACGAUAUUUUCUUUACUGACUCGGUUUUGAUUUUUACCCUUUUUUAAUAGCUCAGUGUGAUUUCACUGGCCGAUUUGAAACACAACGCUGAAAUGGCCUGGUCAAGUCUACGUGACCUUUACAACGUCACACUUGAAAGAAACUCUACUGCACAUGGUGAGUUAAUAUCAAUAUGCUUGAAAAAUUUACUUACAUUGGUGAAACCAACAGAAACCUUAGCACGUGACUGACCGAACACAAACGAGCGACAAGGAAUGGUGACGUCAACAAUCACAUUGCUGAACACCAUUUACAGACGAAACAUCGAAUCGACUGGGAUUCUGAGACAUGUAUUACGUAUUCUACAGACUACUAUCAACGACUUACUUUAGAAAGUUGGUUUACUAACUUAGAACAAACGCCAUUGAAUCGUAGCCAACAGUUACCAGCACCGUACAAACGACUUAUUGACGAGAUCAAGAAAAACUAACUACGAGAGAACGACUGGAGAACUGACAAUUUAACUAACAAUAAACGACUGUUUAACUGUGCCAAUAGACGUAUCGAAACGCACCAAUUACUGAUUACGAGUCUUCAUAGCCAAUACCAUUACGGCUUAACUGACAGACGACCACGUGACACAACUCACUUUGACUCUGAAGAUGUCUACCGCACAGGUUGUCGAAACGUCAGUCACUGUCAACAACAGUCCUAUUCUGGACUACUAUCACUCGGACGAUCAAACAACCUACUUUUGAAAUGACUCCUGGGUUCAACCCUUUCACAAUGCUUACAUAAAUAAAGGAACUGCAAUAGGCUGUCUCAAUCUUCCUCAUGUUGCCUUUUCGUGGGCUUUGCAAUGAUAGGAAGAGCCGAUGACAGAAAUUUCCUAGACCAGCGUCUCGCUCUUCAAUUCUCUCAAUCCGAAGCAAAUAUCGCUUAACGUCAACCCAUUUCCCGACGACUUUUAGAGUACUGAAUAAUCAGCACUCAAGUCAAAGAAUCCGGUUUUUUUGAAGUAAGUCUUGCGCUGUAAAGUUCGAAUGAAUCAUAGUUGAGGCUACCACCAGAACAUGGCGAGCUAUCUCUGAUUUUUUGUGUCAAGCGUUUCGUUCUCAGAACAAAAUACUUGCGCUAGAGAUAAGAAGGCUUGGUGUUUUUUCUUUUUAAUUUAGGAAAAAUGGAUACAAAUAAAAAAAGGUUGUUGAAUAGUUGAGAAAAUACUUAAAAGUUUGCAGACAUGAAAACUUGAACGUAUAAAAAGAGAGGUAUAUUUCUUAAUUUCCAGGUCUGGAAAAGGACAUUUACGAAGCAAAUACAACGUUCUUGAAUUCCCUUGCCUUGUGGAAUGAAAUAUAUGACAAGUUUCCUGUCAUUCAGAAUGCGGCUGUAAGGUUGCAAGCGUCUGCGAGCGGCGGUGAGUUAAUUGAAAAAAGUGAUAUGUGAUACAUGAUAUGUAAACGGACGGGUAAUUUUCGGAUACAUAGGGUUAGAGAGCUACCAUUACAAAAUUGUUCCUACAUUUAAAUUCUUAAUGAAAGGUGUCUUCUUGAUUUCUGAAUCUUUAACCAGUCUUCAUAAAUGUGUAUCCCGCUUUGCUCCUCAUUGUAGCUCCAGAUGUGAUUCCUUUUCUAAUGGAUGCACGGAAUGAAGUACAAAAUGCAAGCUUGAUGUUGACUGGCCUGGAAUUGCAUCUCAGUAAUAUGCAACAACUGAUUGAACUAUUGUUACGAAAAACGACUGCUAUUAAGAACAAUUCCGACAACGGGAUAAUGAUGAUGAACAACGCUUUGGUUAAUGGUAAGUAACUUACUCACGGAACUUAAUUGUUCAGUCUCUAAAUACAAAUGUCAGUGAAAUGUUGUGGCACUUGCUCACUUCACUUAGCUGUCUAUUACUUCUGCCACUGCUUUUGCUACUACUACUGUUACCAUGGAACCAUUGACAGUAAUACCAGUUAUACCAGUACUGCCAUUUACACUAAUUUCAUCACAAUACGGUGCAAAAAAGAUAUUGACAAAGUUGGCGUGCAUUGACUGCGCUAUUGUCAACUGAAUGUUCACUGUUUUUUUUUAUCACCGACGUUGCUUAAUGUACAUUUUUAAGAGAUGGUCAAUUCAUAAUUCUAUGUCAUAAUUCACGUUUUAUUCUAGUACAAAAUAUCACAACAAGGCUGACCCCAAAUCCAGAUGAGCCUCCUGUCAAUGUCACAGUACGAGAGGCUACAGUAGUUAUGACCUCACUUCCGCCGCUUCGACAACGGAUAGAAAGCCACAUGGAGAACGCGUCAAAUAAACUAAACCAGAUAAGAGGAAUGGUCGCUUCCAUUCCCCUUGCCCUUCAUCUGACAAAUGAUUCUUCAAUUACAUUUGUUCCUUCGAGGCGCACUAUCGAGUCGCCCUCUAUAAAUGAGAUUUCGUUUGAUAUUAAGACCAAUAUCAGCGAUGGAAUAUUGCUCUAUGUUGUUGGUGAUCAAGACAAUGGACCUAAUGAGCGCUCAAAUGAGCUGGUGAGUGGUGUUUGUUAUUAAGUGUUAUUUCUGCAAUAACACAGUCCUGAGAUCAUUCAUGACGUAAAACAUAGUUUAAGAACCUCAGAUUAGACCAUCAUCACUCUAAACCGUACCAUAGGUGAUAAGAACAAGCUGAAACACAAGUUAACUGAAAAUUUUGAAAGGUCCGCCUCUUUAAGCCCUAUACUGUAUCUUCCAUCUUUGGAAGGAAGACUGCAACUACUAAUGGCCUUGCUUUAAGAGGGUCUCUCUUGACUUGCUCACGAAAAUAAAAGUCUCAGGUCCCAUAAAUGGAUUAUUUUGCACACCUAAAUUAUGUGUUAUGGACUUUACCACUUUGUUUUUCAAUUCUCUCUCAGUAUUCCUGCCGUUAGGGUAAGUUUAUUAGGUCUUUUAGUAUACCACACCAAGUAAAAUCUUACUAGAACUAUUUUUUCUUAGACAAACAGCCUUGGCUUCUACAUAUCUAACAGUCUUGUCCACGCCGUUUUUAACCUCGGUGACGGUCCAACUGUGGCUCAGAAUUCCUUGGAACUUAAGAAUGACACUUGGUACAAUGUUUACUUUACCAGGUAUAACUGUUUCUAGAAAAACUUGCCCCAUCUUUGAACUCUUACAUCAAGGAUGUUUAUCAACGACUUUUUUUCUCAUUAUACUCUUAAAAGGAAAUUAAAUAGUAAUUUACUGGAAGAAUAGAGUUUGUUGGGAAACAUAAAGCGCGUUACGCAACACAACGUGCCUUACCCUAAACAUAGUAAUGGAAACCUUGAUCGCGUGUAUUUUUAAAGAGAUAAGGAAUGUAUUAAGUUGACAAGUUAAUUGCUUUUGAAUGUUACGUGCGUGAUGUGAUAAGAAUAUGACACAUAGAUAUCUUAUAACAAAAAUGCCAAGACUGUGUAUAAGAAAAGAGAGUUGUUAUGAUUAGGCAGAAUGAAUUAAUGAAUGUACGGUGUAGUGAACGAGGAUCGUUGCUGGGAAUAAAGAUAUACAGUCCAAGUUCCGAGUGUUUGAUUGAGUGUGUGGAUAUUCCCGAACAGAGUUCGCAGUUAUUGAGACCUAAAAAUUACGCAAAAUUAAAGAUGCCUCGGUACUGAACACUUAAAUUGAGAGGGAUGAUUUGUCUCCUAUCUCCUCUAAGUUAUUUCUAAGUAAUAUCAACCAAAAGUGAUAUUCAAUGCUAAAAAUAGUGCGUGUGUGUGUGUGAUAAAUAUUCAUGCAGAUUUGGUGCUGAGGGAUUCUUAACUGUCAGCGGAGACUCAGAGAGAAGUGAAACAUUUAGGGUGAAUGGCUCCUCCAACAACGAAGACAAAAAACUGAAGCUUACAAACCAAAGUGUUAUUUACGUUGGUGGAUUGCCUGCUGAUCUCAAGGUACUGCUAAAUAGAGAAACCGCUGAACAAAAGGAAGCUUUUCUGUUUUCGUUCCCAGUAAAAGUAAUCAUUAGUGAUAACUGAUACUGAUACUGCCAGCUUUUAAAUAAAAUGAAAAAAUGUGUAUCAUCUCAAAUUGAUAAAUUAGCUAUGAUAACAUAUUAUACCAGUGUCGGUUAUCUUCCUGUACUGUGCCUUUAAGUCGAAGCAACACAUUUGAUAAAACAGACGAUUAAGAUCAACAACCCCCUUCCUUAUUAAAUCACAAUUGAACCCUUGGCUAAAUUAAGUGUCACGUCUUGAAUCAUAUUUUAUUUUAACUGAAGUUCUUUGUUGUUUCAGGAAUCCCUACAGGUCUCCAAUUAUUUCAAAGGAAUCAUCGAUAACUUGAUUAUAGAUAGCAUUCGGUACAACCUCUGGAAUCCAAAACAAGCUUAUGGUGACGGCAGACUGUAUGCAGUUUCUCGCCAUAGAAGGCCGUUUUAUCCACAGAACGGAAAGGCCGUUAGUUUCUAUAGUAACGGUUACAUUCAACAUGCACUGGGUCCAUUUAAUAAUAGCAUGGGAUAUACUGAGGUGGAAGUGGAGUUCAGGACAUUGCAUCAAAAUGGGAUCAUCAUGGCAGUCUCAAAUAAGCAACAGAAAUAUGUAUUCGUUAUCUACCUUCAACAUGGACGUGUUUAUUUCUACUUUCAAACUGGACAAAGUGAUACCGGGAUCACUCUAGAAAGUGUAAGGUAAACAAACCUUUACUGCUAAAAAAGGAACUCACACUGACUUACACGGAAAUUUAAUUAACUCAUCGAAAGUCAAAAUUAUUAAUUUGAAAGCUUUCAUUUUAUUCCUUGAAGGGUUGGAAAAAAUUCCCACCUAUUCUGGCCUAUAAGAAAUUAAUCAGAUGGGUUGGCUAUUAAGGUAACAUGUAUCAAUACUGCAGUUACAAAUUCCUUCACUUUAACUUUCGGUAAUACUCUGUUUUCAGGUCUUCGUAUGGAGAUGGCCGAUGGUAUCAGGUUCGUGUCAUUCGCACGUCUGUUAAUGCGACGCUGGCGGUGAAUCUAGUCGGCUCAAGGGAGACUCCAGAUGGUCGCUUUGUCGACAAUGGUAUCACAGCAUUUGAGAGUGGACAUGAGAUCACUUUUGGGGAUCUUCACCCAAACAGGCCAAACAGGUUUUAUUUUAUAUCCCUAGACUGUCUAUUAAAAAAUGUUGAUUAAGGGCCGCACGGCUCUAAAACACGUUACCACCUAAGACGUCUUAGGUUUCCUGGCGAAAGUUUCUUAUUAGCAAUUUGUUGGCUCCAUUGAAAGUGCAAAUCAGAAACCAGCUUUACCCUUCGUAAAUUAGUUCUCUUGAUAGGCAUUGAUUCUUAUGCAGCGCUUAUCUUAAAACAUGGUGUUGUCGCAAAAGGAGUCUUAGGUCCAGUAGGUUUACUAAUGUUUGUUAAAAAUCAAUUUUUCAGCGGCAGGCCCUUUUCAACAACCGACCCCUUUUCUGGUGACAUGAACAAUUUACGGUUGUUUAGCGAGGAAACUGCUUCUCUGGUUUCUCGAACCUUCAACGACGCAGCGCUAAUGACUGCAAAACAAGGAGUUUCUUUUAGUGGAGUUAUAAAAGGACCGGUGAGUAAAUAGUUAUCGAACGAUUUGACAUCAUGAUAGCACAAUAAGCUGGUGUUAUUAACGGAGUUCAGCGCUAGCGAUUAAAAGGGAGCGAAACAGUCCGUUUCCCUACAAAAUAAACUUGGUCGCAUGUGAGCCUCAUAGGAAUUCAACGGAAUACACAUAGCAACACCCAAACUGGGAAGUAAACCACACUCGUCCAGCGUGCAAAGAAUAUCGUAUGCGAUAGCCCGGGGCUAGUGGAUUUUGCUAUCGGGCUAGUGAAUUCUGUUCUUAACUUGCCCGAGGGGCAAGUGAGAUUUUUGAGGAAUUCAAAUUACAGAAGAUUUGUGAAAUCACUUUUGCUUACACAAAAGUUUUUGGGGCUAGCUGAAAUAACUUUUUGGCUGGUAAAUGCUAAUGUAGCUUCAGCUUGCUCGAAUGGCAAGCCGUAAAAAUGACUUUCUUUGCAUCCUGUCUUCAAGUAGAGGCAUUCAAGUUGUCCAAGUUGCCGUGGUAAUAUGUAAACGAAACUGACGUCACAACGAGGAGACCGUAGACUUGUGCUUAUAUUCUUCUACGAAUAAAAAAGAAUUCAGUGUUUGCCUGUCAAACGGGCGUUUUUCACUCAAAAAUCACUUUCUCACUUGAGGUCUACAACGGGCCAAUAUAAUGUUUUGUAUGAUAUGGAGUUCAAGUGUUAGUUCUUGUUAUUACGUUUACAGAUUGAACAUGGAACACGUUUCUAUGGUUACCGAGAGGAAGUGGAAGAAUGUUCGCAUGCAAGUAUUGAUAUAGGCAGUGAAACGGGGGAUAUGACUUCUUUGACAUUCACCUUCAAGACCAGCGAGGAAAGCGGGGUACUGCUCUACAGCGGAAACGACGUGAGUCGCUUUGAACAAAAUAUAGGUUAUUUGUCAGCAUAUAGUUUGUAAAUUCCAGAGGACAGACGAUUAGGCGUGCCAUCAGUGGGCAAAUGAUUGAAAGGAUAGUACAUGGAAGGAAGAAAGAGUAGACAAAGAGAUGAGUGACGAAAACGAAAGUUUAUUCCGAAUAUCCUGCCAGUCCAAAUGAAGCAAAUUUUUACAUACAAGAGGUAUGUCUUUGAAACUAAGAUGAAGGAGUCGGCGGGCAAUAUGAUUAUAUAACCCGACACAUUACCAUCAUAGGAACAGCUAUGUCCAAUUACCUUGUCAUGGAUUGUUUAUCAUUUCCAUCACCAUGGACACCACUUAAGUUAUCAAAUAUAUUUUGUAUUUACAGGAAUCACCAACGCUAUAUUUAACAUUACUUCACGGAGACUUACUGCUAUGGCUGGGUGAUCUUAAAUCCCCUGCGGUAUUUUCUUCGUCAAAUAUCACCUUCUCUGAUAAUUCCUGGUAUGUCCUCCGUCUUACCGCCGUGGAAAAUAGGUAGGUUGACAUCAACUUUGAUUUCGGAUAAAAUAAAUAAUGCAUCAAAACGAAAUAUGAUUUAUAAAGGGAAUUAUGAAAGAAUAAUUUUGUUGUCACACACAAAUUGUGUCUCAUUCUUGUGUCAAAGUUGCCUUAACAUUGAUAUGUUUUUUUUUCUAAUAGAUACCUGCUAUAUGUGAAUGAUACGUUUCUUUAUUCUGGUGUCUGGAACAUUCCUGGGUCGACACUGACUCUUCGUAAGCCUUUCUACAUGGGUGGUGUACCGAGAAACAUGUCAGCUGUCUAUGUUCCAUUUGCACUUUGCUUUCAAGGAGGAAUGAAAGACUUAGUUAUUAAUUCACGGUAAACUAACUUACAAGGCACCUGCUGUUUUAUUUUGGUUAAGAAACAAUGAGUAGUAUUGUAGGGACCGUUUGCUCCUAUUUCGCGGAUAUUUUGGGUGGUUUUAUUUGCAGCAUUCACUAAUCGUUGUCAAGAUUGACUGUUGAGUUUUAGUUGUUUUUAAUCUAUAAAAUAAAAAAUUUCAACAAAAAUACGACGGCUAUGCGCUUAUGCUACAAAUGAAUCCACUCGCGUGUCAACUCGUAUGUCUCACUGAACCUUUAUCUAAUUAACUAGACUGAAUUUCUUUCCAUAAGUUCAAUCGUUCCAGUUCCACUGCACUUCAAUUCAACCACCACCAGACCAGUGAUGUUUCAUGAAAUACAAAUUGGCGUGUAUUUCAUUGACAACCCUAUGGCCUCAUCGACGUUAAAGAAAAAGUUGCUUAUAUAGCAGGUCGAUUUAAAGCAUAACGGUACAGUGCAUUUUUUGGUAUUUAUAGCGCUACAUUGCACGCGUUUUCAUUGAUUACUAGUUAGUUUGUAAUUAUGAGAAUAAUUUCAAUUAGUUACAUUUGCAUUUUCUGUUUGCUAUCUUUAGCAAUGUCAGUUUUUUCUCCGGACGCACAAUCGGUGUAUCGAGCGCUGGAGUAAUUCCUGCCCGAGUACCUCCUCCUGUUCCUAAGACAUGCAGUGCCUCACUUGAUCCAUCGACCUCAUCCAACAAUCCUAAAACAGUGCACUUUGGUCUCUUGGAAAGCAAAAGACAAAGCUACAUUGGAUUCAACUUGACUGGCGAACGAAAUGCCGAGUUCAGUUCCGAGUAAAUGAAUUUGCUAUAUUCAACUGUUAUUAAUUUGCGCAGAUUUUUUAUUUAGACGAUGAUUUGAAACCCGGCGGCUACUAUCUGUCAUGGAAGCUAAUUUAGUCUAAGCUUCGAUGUCAAAGUGCAAACAUGUCAGACCAGGUGGAUCUCAAGGACAAGUCUUAUCUAUCUAAGCCUCAAUGGUGAAGGAAGCUGUUCAUUCUGAAAUUCCCUAGACCUUUCAACCCUUGCUUUGCCAAGAGAGUGUGCUCGUAGGGUAGUGACAAAGUCGCAGAGAAACCUAACAAACAAUUUGAAAUAAUAAAUAACUACCCCUUCUGAUGUCUCCGAUAUGUCGAUGUUUAGACUUAAAAGUUAGGUUAAUUAUUAUUAACAAAUUUUUUCGCCGUUAAAACUUUCAAUUUGAUUUCUAGGUACUAACGAUUUCUCGUGCAUAAUGAUGCAAACAAACAAAAUAUCUUGCACUUAUUGUAGUUUUAAUGUUUUUCAGUUUUGUAGUUGGCUUGUACUUCCGAGCUCUUUCUGAUGACGGCCUUCUUCUGUACGGUACUGAUAAUGACACACAUCCAACUCAGUUCUUUUCACUGGAGCUCGUGCGUGGUCGAUUAGUUUACAAAUUUGACUCCGGUAGAGGGCUGGUAUCAAUGACUACUAAAGACAAGUACUCUGGUAAAGGUGUCUGGUACAGGGUAUGUGGGCUUUCAUUAACAGUACAACUUCGAAAAUCGAAAUUCGAAAAUCGAAAGAGGUCAAGCAAUUGCUGUCACUUACUCGUCAAUUCAUCGGUCACUUCAUGUAUACAACAAUUAUAUUAGAAUUUAGAGUAGCACUGGUCGCUAAGCUAGACAAAUUUAUGCAAAUAAGAUGUAUACUUUAGGUGAACUGUAAGUACCAAUCAAAAAGCCGAAAGGGUACUACUUGGGACAAAUUCUUUAAACUGGCGGCCAUUACAUCACAAAAUGUUCCAUUCCCUAAUUAUUCGAGCUGGCUGUAUUUAAAACCGACUAUAAUCCAAUGAAUACAGUGGCUGGAUCAGUAUAGUAGUCAAUUGCCCUAGUACAUGGAAAAGCCGGAUCAGCAGAAAAGACUUAGUGAAGAAACAAGAGGCAAACGGGUCCUUGCAAGUGUUGAUGAUGUAUAAUUUAUUUCAGGCAUAUAUCCUACGAUGGUUUCAUUUUGGAGCUAUAUUGGUAAAUCUCAGAGAAUAUACAAACGGCGGACAUGUUCCGCCUAGCAAUGCCAUGAACCUUACUCGGCUUUAUAUAGGUGGACUACCAAGUCAUGUUUUUGCACCACAUCUUACUAACAGGUAGGUUAAGAACUUUUUGCAAAUCAUUUAAAACAUUUAANUCACUUUCCUGGAGAAUUGCUCUUAAAAUACGUAACAAAAGACCUCAGGGGUGGAUCUGCUACACAGGCUUUAUCGGCCUUUUCAGGUGUAUUGAUUGGAGGGUAGGGUUUUUUUUCUUAUGGGUUAGAAGGGGGUUCAGACCCUUCCAAUAGCUGGGUAACACACUGAGAGCAAAUUGCCAGACGUUCUUUUGCCUUUAACACGUACUUUAUCAGACACUUUUGUUGGCAAUGCACGUAUGCAGUUCCAGGGUCGAUGAUGAAACUGACAAGAAAUGAUGGCUGGUUGACCACUCUGUAUUUACGUGUUUAUUUGCCCUACAUUUCGAAAUUUUAAUUAUUUUUAAGAGUUUUAUUUUUAAAACGACUAUUUUAGUUUUGUAUUACAAGUGUUAGUUACAAAAACAGUUCAUUUUAUGUUUAAGUUAGCAUAAUUGUAAAGCGCAUUAGAUCAUAUCCUAAUGAAUUUUGCGCUAUACAAGUGAUGAGUUAUUGUUAUCAUUUUCUUAGGUGCCUUAGCUUUUACUAAAGGCAUGGAGAACUGUUCGGAUUUGUGACCUUAGACAGUUCUCCUGCCCAUAGAGUAACCUGGUGGCUCGUCAGUAUAACAUUAUAGAGACAAUACAUAUCAGUUAAUCAGGAAUUCUUUUGUGUUUCGCUUCAUGUUUUUAGGUACCUUGGCUUCGUAGGAUGUAUGAGUGAUAUGGAGGUUAAGGGUAACGCAGCGUUGUUUGAUAUAACCAACUUUGACAUAAAAGGACCUGAUAAGAGCAGUGACUCAUGCUAUGAUGUGGCCCAACCAGGUCUUGGCUUCAAUGGUUCGGCCUGGGCAAGAUUCGGUAUGUAAACAUGACAAAAUGAUUCAGUCUCGGUUAACUAUUUUCCAGCCCCGCUUUUACGUGAACUAGGAAAAGUCUUACGACCUUUGAUCGUGAAUGGCUUGACGAAAACCAAUCCAGACCAACAUUAUUAGCACAAGCAUGUUUAAUUAACUGAAUACCCAUCUGUACAGGACACGGUAUGACUGUAGUUAUAGUAUCUGCAUUCCAAACAUUAUUGCCGCACUCCGGGGAAACAGGGGGAAAAUACUAUUAUAAUAAAACGUUACCAAAGGAGAUUUUUUUGCAUUUUUUUUAGACAACAUCACGUUAGGUGAAAAUUUUAGCGUUGAAUUGACCUUCCGGACUUCAACUCGUGAUGGUAUACUCUUUGUGAUACUCGGUAACUCCACAACUGAAGCAG